This is a messenger RNA of Notothenia coriiceps (black rockcod), 1541 nucleotides long. Its product is annotated as collagen alpha-1(XVIII) chain-like. Bases 47 to 1420 code for a protein of 457 amino acids. The record is from RefSeq and is a predicted model, not a curated record. Gene Ontology annotation, molecular function: Wnt-protein binding. The transcript is spliced from 7 exons. Gene Ontology annotation, biological process: non-canonical Wnt signaling pathway; canonical Wnt signaling pathway. NCBI's taxonomy places the organism in Eukaryota, Metazoa, Chordata, Actinopteri, Perciformes, Nototheniidae.
GGAGGAGGAGGGGGAUGGUGUAGAAUCAGUUUUAAAGGGUGAUGAAAUGGUGUCUAAAAUCAAUGAGACUUUUUUGGGUGUUUUGGAUCUUCCACCCCAUGAUAGUCGCUUCAAUGCUUGUCUCCCGGUGCCUUCUGAUUGGCCCAUUUGCUCCGGCAAACGUCCCGAAUCAUUCACGCUGCCCAACUUUUUCAACCACACUUCUGUGGAGGAGGUGGGGGCGGUCCUACAGGAGUGGGCAUGGCUCACAAAAUUGGGGUGUCACCACGGCGCCGAGUGGUUCCUCUGCCUCCUGCUGGCCCCCCGCUGCACGGCCCCCCCCCAUCCACACUUGCCCUGCCGCAGCUUCUGCCAGGUGCUGCAGGACAGCUGCUGGGCGUCUCUGGAGGACGGGCGUCUCCCUGUGGAGUGUCACCUCCUGCCGGACGGGGGGCAGGAGCCCGGGGGUCCCGCGUGCGCGUCCGUUAGUAACCUGAAAGCGGAGAGCGGCGUCUCUUUGCUGCAGCUGAUCGGAGACCCCCCUCCGGAUGAGAUCCCCAGGAUGACUGGACCCAGGGGGGAGCGGGGCUUCAUCUUCAACCGGGCGUCAGUGUCGGGCCAGCCGGCUCUGGCCCACAUCCCGAACCCCUUCCACCGCCACUUCUCCCUCGUCUUCCACAUCAAGCCCACCUCCCCCGACGCCUCGGUGCUGUUCUCCAUCACCGACGGGCCUCAGAAGAUCAUGUACGUGGGCGUGAAGCUGAGCGCGGUGCAGAAUGGCCGCCAGAGGGUGCAGUUCUUCUACACCGAGCCCGGCUCGGAGGCUUCGUACGAGGCCGCCAGCUUCGAGGUGCCCAGCCUGGUGGAGACCUGGAGCCGCUUCUCGCUGUCCGUCUUCGACGAGCAGGUCACUUUCUACCAGGGCUGCGACUCGGAGCCCCAGGUGGUCAAGUUCGAGCGCUCCCCCGACCCCAUGGAGCUGGACCCGGGGGCCGGGAUCUUUGUGGGGCAGGCGGGGGGGGCCGACGCCGACAAGUUCAAGGGUGUGAUUCUAGAUCUGAAAGUGGUGGGGGACCCUCGUGCAGCGGAGCGUUUGUGUGACGACGAGGACGACUCUGACGCUGCCUCUGGUGACUUCGGCAGCGGUGACGGCGAGCGGAGACAGACAGGACGCACUGUGAAGACCACUCCUCGUCCCUUGCGGCCGGUACCUGCCCCCCCUCUGAUUCCCUCAGAGGGGAACAGACUCAGAGAACCAGGUACCGCCGGUUCUAAAGGGGAGAAAGGAGACAGAGGGGACCAGGGCUUAACGGGGGACCUUGGCCCCGCAGGGCCGAAGGGGAAGUCCUCCUCCUCUGGGUCCUCCUCCGGGUCCUCCUCCUCCUCCUCUCAGGGCGGAGGACAGAAGGGAGAAAAAGGAGUAAAGGUAUGUGAACAGUGACGUAAAGUAGGUGGUGAAGACUGGAUUUGAGGACAUAAUAAACAAACCGGCUUUCUUUCCAACACACAGCUCCAGAUUUCCCUUUUAAAGAAAUGGAAUAAGCCCACUUCAAAGUAUUCAU